Molecule: messenger RNA, 2010 nt
Organism: Teleopsis dalmanni
Lineage: Eukaryota; Metazoa; Arthropoda; Insecta; Diptera; Diopsidae
Product: nucleolar protein 14 homolog
Exons: 3
Coding region: 1-1653 (550 amino acids)
Biological process (GO): maturation of SSU-rRNA
Cellular component (GO): Noc4p-Nop14p complex; nucleolus; small-subunit processome
Source: RefSeq, a predicted model, not a curated record
AUGACAGAUAAACAACAGAAAUAUCCUCGUGAGUUGGGUACGCGGAUAGAUCAUGAAACUUCAACAUAUAAUGAUAUAAAAGUCAAUGAAAAUAUUGAAAGCAAUGCCGAAGCAACGGAUAACAAAAAUGAGGAUGAUAGUAAUGAAGAAGAUGAAGAUGUCGAUGAUGAGGAAGAUGACGAAAGUGAUGCAGAUACUGAUGAUUUGAGUGAUUUAAAACAAACUGAUUCUGAAGAAGAAAGUGAAAGUAUACAAACAAAAAAAAAUCAAACUAAAAAAAGUUUAGAUAGAGUUGCUGAAAAUGGGGAAAGUGAAAAAAUUAAUCAACUUAAACAAAACUUGGAAGUCGACUUACCUUUUACCGUAGAUAUGCCUACUACAUAUAAACAAUUUAGUACUUUAAUCGGCAAUCGGAAAGCUGCUGAGCAGGCUACUAUAAUCGAGCGUUUAAUCAAAUGCAAUCAUCCAAAACUAAUUGGAGUUAAUCGUGAGAAUGUAGUCAAACUAUUUGCUUUUUUGCUACAGUAUAUAAAUGAAAUGUUCGCCGACGCAACUCAGGACAACAUAGCGACACAGUUCGCGAUACUCGAUAAAUUAAAUCCAUAUUUAUAUGAUUUAGUGCACUUAAAUCCAGAAAAAAUGUCAGUUUUGUUGUUCAAUGUUAUUAAAGAAAAAUACGACGAAUUUCGUAAGAAUUCUAAAGUUUUCCCGGGUUUGGAAACAGCAAUUUUCUUAAAAUUAGUAUCAAAUUUCUACUCAACAUCGGAUUUUCGACACUGUAUAGUAACACCAUGUUACAUUAUUAUACAGCACAUAUUAUCAAAAGCUCGUGUGCGUACAUGCCAGGAUAUAUCUAUAGGCUUAUUUUUAGUAACCAUUGCAUUGGAAUUUUCUCAACAUUCUAAACGUUUUUUACCUGCUGUUUUCAAUUAUCUACUUGGUAUGCUCUAUCUAAGCAUACCAAAGCGACCGGUUGAAGUAUUCAAAAUACUACCACCAUUUCAAAGUUCUGGACCAAUGAGCAUCAUAUUGGCUAUACCGAAUGAUUUAAAAGAUGAAAAUAUAACAGAUGAAAUGAUGCUAAGCUUAGACUUGGUGACGACGACAUUUUCAACUGAGUUUAAAAUUCGUGCAUUGAAUACAACGCUUAAGUUAAUAGAGGAUGCCAUAAAUAAUAUAGGCGACACGAUAGGAUCAAACUAUAUAGCAGAGAAACUUUUAGAAAUGUUAGAACGUCUACCGGUUAAAUCAUAUCCUACUUUUGUUCAUAAAAAUUAUGACUCGGCUAUGGAAGCCGUAAAAGUAGUGGCUGGAAAGACUUUAACGAAAAUUGUACCACCAGAGAAACGACCAAGAGCUUUACGUUUACUGGAACCACGUAUUGAAACUGUAUACGAUGACAAGCGACGACCUAAGCUGUCUAAGGAAAAAGAAGAAAGAGCUAAGCUUAUGCAUAAACUUAGACGAGAAACCAAAGGUGCAAUACGUGAGAUACGUAGAGAUACAGAAUUCAUACAAAAUAUGCGCAUACGACAACAGAUACAAAGUGAUAAGGAACGUCAUGAGAAAGUUAAACGCAUUUAUCAAGAAGCUUCUGUACAACAAAGCGAACUUAAUGAGUUAUCGCGUGCUAAGAAAAAGAAGAAAUUUUAAAUGUACUGAACUAGGGUUAAUUAAGAUAUAUGUUUAUGAGAUAAUUUAAAUGAUUAUCAACUAUAGAUAAUUUGAAAUGAUCAGAAUAGAAAGAAUGGAGAGAUAAAGGAUGGUUUCGGACGUUCACGAUAUUAGUUUUUGGAAUUACAAAACUAGUUUCUAAUUUAUAUACUAAUUAAAAUUAGUAUAUUUUCAUACUAACAAUAUAAUUAUGCAUUCAUAUUAUGUUAUAAUCCAAGCUCAAUUCUGUUAGAGUAUUUAUAAAGUAAUUAUUAAAUAAUUAUCCUAACUCAGAUCUGAAGAAUUUUCUCCAGUAAGUAACAGUUAUUGUUAGUACUUUUGCAUAAGCUGCAAAUC